AAAGCGCCCUGCUCUGUUUCGCUGUCCCUUCUCUACAGACUGUAUAAGCAUGGCGGCCUCCCUCUCCCAGCAGCUGGAGGAGCUGUUGAACCCUUUGCCGAAGAUCGAGGACCCCGAGGACGACCAGGAUGAAGCUACUAAAGCCAGAGUGAUAGAAGCGUUUGAUGAAGGGGAGCAUGAAGAAGGACCUCUUGCAGUUAGCAGGCUGCGCAGACACGCCUCCACCUUUCUGUCCGAUACAGACAAGCGGUACCUGGGAAGGGCCAUCUCCAGAAGAGCACUGCAGGAGGAGUCUGAGGAAUCGGUUUCUGCAGGUGAGGAAGGGGACUCUGGGGAGGAGGAGGAUUCAGGAGCCGAUGAAGAUCCUGAGGAGGAGCUGGAGGAAUCGUCUGAGGAGGGACAGCAGGACUCGGACGAGCAAGAGCUGAAGACCCUGGUCUGUAAGAUGAAGAGCAAUGAAAUCGACCUCCCCAAAGUGACCGACUUCGAGAAGUUUACUGAGGGGAUGGACGACAUCGGAGACAGCGAAGAUGAUGAGGAGGAAGAAGAGAGUGAAGAAGGGUCAGAGGAAGAGGGAAUGGAGAUGGAGGAGGAGGAUGGGGCUGUGAUGACAUUCUCUAAAGAGAAAGUCGGUGAAGAGGUCAAAAAAGGGAAAGCUGUGAAAAACCAAAUUGCUUUGUGGGACCAGUUGUUGGAAGGGCGAAUCAAAUUGCAGAAGGCUCUCUUAACAGCCAAUCAGCUUCCCCAGCCUGAGACCUUCCCUGCAUUUAAGGUGAUGGGUGGAGCCGAGAUGGAGGGCGCUCUGAAGAACAGCUCCUGUUGCAUUGAUGUUUAGCAGUGGGGAGAGUCCUGUGAGCAGCUGCGAUGCUGGGUGAAGCAACGGGGUGUGUUACUGAAAUACA
Molecule: messenger RNA, 902 nt
Organism: Polyodon spathula (Mississippi paddlefish)
Lineage: Eukaryota; Metazoa; Chordata; Actinopteri; Acipenseriformes; Polyodontidae
Product: protein AATF-like
Exons: 5
Coding region: 50-835 (261 amino acids)
Biological process (GO): regulation of transcription by RNA polymerase II
Cellular component (GO): nucleolus
Source: RefSeq, a predicted model, not a curated record